GCAAUGGCGUCACCAUUUUUGCCUGGAAAUUCUCCCAAUAUGCACCUUCUGAAGGAUAAAUUCCACAAAUCCCAACAUUUCGACUACAUCAGCGGUGUUCUGCUGACCGGAAUAGAGAAACCGGGCAUCGGCGGAGAACUGUUGCCGGGGCAGCGACUCAAACCCAAAUCUUCUGUCUAUCCCAAAGCAGCGACUGGUGGUUUGCCGUCGUGGGUUGCCUUUGACAAACAGGCACUCUGUUUUGAGGCAUAUUUUCAAGAAGCGGUGCCAGAUGCUCCCAGUGAGAUGAACAGAAUCCGGAAGUGUAAGAUCUACUUCUACCUGGAAGAUGAUACCAUACAAGUGGUUGAACCUGAGUACAAAAACAGUGGAAUUCCUCAAGGGACUCUGAUUCGUCGCCAACGCAUCCCGUUGCCGCCACCCAAGCAGGAGCAGUUCUACAACGUGUUCCACUUUAACCUCCAGCAGCAGAUGGUAUUGUUUUCCCACACGUUCACGGUGACCAACUGUGACCAGUUCACCAGAAACUUUCUGGCUAAAUGCGGAGUGAUACUCAAUGACCCCGUUGCUGUGCCCGAAGACCCUUACCGUAACCUCCGGGAAAAGAUGGAGAAAAGCAUGAGUCCACUGCGGCCCUACGAGAAACGAGACACUCUCAGACAGUUUUUGGAACACGACCGGAAAGUUCUACGGUUCUUCUGCUUUUGGGACGACACUCAGGCCGUGUGCGGGGAUCUCCGAGAGCUCGUGCUGCACUACUUCCUCGCCGACGAUACCAUCGAGAUUAGGGAAGUCAUCCAGCCGAAUUCCGGGAGAGCCUCAGCGUCCAAAUUCCUCCGUCGCAGCAAGCUACCUAAGCAGGCUUCAAACCAAUUGAAUCUACCAGGAGAGGUGACCAACCGCACCGUGCUUAAUGUCUUGGCCUCCAGCAGAAAAGGAGACCGCUUCCUACUGGACAGCCUUAAAACGGGGGCCAUCCAAGAAGAAUUUUAUAAGGAUUGUGAUUUGAAAGUCGGAGGCGAGCUUAAUGUGUGGGGCAGGAAGGUGACUAUUGCUGACUGUGAUGAUUUUACUAAAGACUACUACCGCUCCAAGUACGGCACAGAGGUGUUUAACACAGUGCAAUACAAAGCUCCCGUAGCCCCAAAGCCCCCCAGGCUUGUACCUCCUUAUAAUGGAUUUGGUUCGGAGGAGGACUCGCUAAGCUCCUGCCAGCAUCUGCUACCCAAACCCCCACAGAAAGAUCUCCACAAGUUCAUGGAAUAUGAAAGAUGUGGCCUCGAGAGUAAUGUGCUCAAGUUCUACGCCAAGAUGGUGACCACCAGUCAAGUGGACAGCGACAGGGAAUUCAUCAUCUCUUUCUACCUGAGCGACGACUCCAUCAGCGUGUUUGAGCGCACGCAGAAGAACUCUGGUGUGCUGGGCGGCAUGUUUCUGGCGCGGGGUCGCAUUAAAAAACCAGGCCAGGAGUUGUUUAAGAGCGAACCCUCCGAGUACUUCGCCGCCCAAGAUCUGCACGUUGGGGCCAUCCUCGACCUCAACAACCGGCUAUUCCAGCUGCUCGAUGCUGACGAGUACACCUUCAAGUACUUGGAGCAACAUGCUGAGCAGUUCCCCAAAGCUAACAUAGGCAGCAUCCUGGCUAAACUACGGUUGAUUCCGGAGGAGAAGCAACGAGAAAUCAGGAACGUCUUGACCCUCAGUGAUCCAACCAACACUGGAUUUGUCACCUUUGACUCAUUCAGGAGCCUGCUGAUGGCAUCGGAAUGCGGUCUGAGCGAGCAUGAGGUUUUGGUGCUGGGACGAUCUUUCUCCGAGCACCAGCAGCCUGAGAUGGACCUUGCCCUGAUGCUGGCCGUGGCCCAGGACGUCCUCAAGAAGAAGGACUUUGACCAGCUCCCUGACAUGACCAGACUGUUUGAACAGCACGACCUCAGCAAAACGGGCCGCGCAUCCACCAAAGAGGCGAUGACCAUCUGUAAAGCCUUCCAGCUUCCCCUGUCUGACAACUUGCUGACAAGUCUGCUCGAGAAGUUCGCAGACGGGGACCAGAUAGACUACCACGCCUUCCUGGCUGGCAUCAACUGGCUGGAGCACCCUGCUCCCCCCGUCAUGCCCGAUGACACGCUAAAGUUUAACGUGAGGCUGCGACGUGAAGCCGGCGGAGUGAAAAACAUCAAUUACUCAUCUCUGGUGCAGGAAGUGUUCCCGAUUGUCUCCAACGCGGUCGACCCGGACGGCGCGGCAUCGGCCUAG
Nerophis lumbriciformis (worm pipefish) is the source of this 2256-nucleotide messenger RNA. The record is from RefSeq and is a predicted model, not a curated record. NCBI's taxonomy places the organism in Eukaryota, Metazoa, Chordata, Actinopteri, Syngnathiformes, Syngnathidae.